GGCAGGCUUGCAAACCGUUAUAGCCCUUGAGCACCUCCCUUGGCCUGUGGGCCCCCUAACCCGCCUCCCCGCGGCGAGGCUGCCCACCUGGCGACGUGACGCUGCACCAAUCCCCUUCGAGCUGCUCCCGAGUGUGGGGGGGGGGCCUGCUUGCACCGCCCCCCUCCCCACCCUGAAAGAGGCUCACCCUGCCAGGGCAGACACUGCGUGCUCGCUGUGGAGCACCCCCCCCACCCCAGCUGCUCAUUCCCCCGGACGGACUCUCAGGCUCUUCUCUUGCCUUAGCUCAACUUGCUUUCCCGCCUCGCAAACUCUGGCUUCCCUCCACUCCUAGCUCCUUUCCCUCCACUUUCCCCUCUAUCUCCCUCUCUGCGAACCCCAGUCCCCAUUCCUUGCCCCCUCUCCCUCCCCCAUACACUUCUCUCCACCUUGAACUUCUUGUUCUUUCCCACCUUAGACUCCCAGAGCCUAAUUCCGUCACCCUUUCCUGUUUAGCUCGAAGCCAUGGCAGGACCUGGGGGCUGGAGAGAUAAGGAAAUCACGGAUCUGGGCCACUUGCCGGACCCAACUGGAAUAUUCUCACUGGAUAAAACCAUCGGCUUUGGUACUUACGGAAGGAUCUACUUGGGACUGCAUGAAAAGACUGGUGUACUUACAGCUGUCAAAGUGAUGAAUGCUCGUAAGACUCCUUUGCCUGAAAUAGGAAAGCGAGUAAGAGUGAAUAAAUAUCAGAAGUCUGUUGGGUGGAGAUACAGCGAUGAAGAGGAGGAUCUCAGAACUGAACUUAACCUUUUGAAGAAGUACUCUUUCCACAAAAAUAUUGUGUCUUUCUAUGGUGCAUUUUUCAAGAUGAGCCCGCCUGGCCAGAGACACCAACUUUGGAUGGUGAUGGAAUUGUGUGCAGCAGGCUCAGUCACUGAUGUAGUGAGAAUGACCAGAAAUCAGAGUUUAAAGGAAGACUGGAUUGCUUAUAUCUGCCGGGAAAUUCUUCAGGGCCUAGCUCACCUUCAUGCACACCGCGUAAUUCAUCGGGACAUCAAAGGUCAGAAUGUGCUACUGACACACAAUGCUGAAGUAAAGCUAGUGGAUUUCGGAGUGAGUGCCCAGGUGAGCAGAACUAAUGGAAGGAGAAAUAGCUUCAUUGGGACACCAUACUGGAUGGCACCUGAGGUGAUUAACUGUGAUGAGGACCCAAGACGCUCCUAUGAUUACAGAAGUGAUGUGUGGUCUGUGGGAAUCACUGCUAUUGAAAUGGCUGAAGGAGCUCCUCCCCUGUGUAAUCUUCAGCCUUUGGAAGCCCUCUUCGUUAUUUUGCGAGAAUCAGCUCCCAAAGUAAAAUCCAGCGGAUGGUCCCGCAAGUUCCACAACUUCAUGGAAAAAUGCAUGAUUAAAAAUUUCUUAUUUCGUCCUACUUCUGCAAACAUGCUUCAUCAUCCAUUUGUUCAAAAAAUUAAAAAUGAAAAACAUGUUGUUGAGUCUUUAAAGAAGCAUCUUACUGGAAUUAUUAAAAAGAGACAGAAUAAAGGGAUACCUCUGGUCUUUGAAAGAGAAGAAGCUAUUCAGGAAAGGUACACCACAAGAAGAUUCAGAGAGCCAUCUUGUACUCAUGAACUUCUGAGACUACCAACCAGCAGUAGAUGCAGACCACUUAGAGUCGUGUAUGGAGAACCAUCUCAGCCAAGGUGGUUACCUGAUCAAGAAGAGCCACAAGUUCAAGCACUUCAUCACCUACAGGGAGCAGCCAAGGUGUUCACACCUCUAAAGAGUCAGGCCAGUACACCAAAACCUCUGCAGGGGCAAAUCCAGGCACCUCGGCGACUGCAUGGAGCAGCUCAAGUGUUCAUGCCACUACAUGUUCAGGCCAAGUCUAGGGCAUUUAGUCCCAUACCAAUGCAGCUUAGAGCACCUCCACGACUACGUAGGACAGCCAGGAUGUUCAUGCCACUACAGGUUCAGAUUAAGGCACCUAGGCCUCCACGGGUAAAGGUUGAGGAACUCAAAGAGCAGCAGGUUCAGAUUCAAAACCAGGGAUCAAAAGAACCACAGGAUUUAGACCAGGUACCAGAAGAAUUUCAGCGUCAAGAGCAGGUACCAGAACAACAGCAAAGGCAGGGCCAGGCCCCUGAACAACAUCAGAGACAGAACCAGGUACCUGAACAGCAGAUGGCUCAGAAUCAGGCUCCUGAAGAACCAGAGGUACAGGAGCAGGCUGCUGAGCCUGCACAGGCAGACGCAGAGGUAGAGGCAGAGCAACCUGAGUCAUUACAAGUUCAUGCCCAGCUAUUCCUGCCUCUGAUGUCUCAGAACCACCAUGUGCUUUUGCCACUACAUUUGGAUACCCAGUUGCUCAUUCCAGUAGAGGGGCACUCUGAAGCAUCACCUCAGCCACAAAAUUGGGCAUUAGAACCCCCACAGGCAGUUGGAGCCAUUCAAGCACUGAUAGAGGGACUGUCAAGAGACUUACUUAGAGCACCCAACUCACAUGACUCAAAGCCACUUGGUCCACUGCAAACCCUGAUGGAAAGCCUGUCAUCAAAUAUGUUUUACUCUCAACCAGAACAGGUGCAAAAGAAAAAAUCUAAGGUAUUUAGUUUAAGGGAAGCAUUGGCAAAAAGACUGUCGCCAAAGAGAUUCCGAGCCAAGUUAACACGGAAAUCUGAAGAGUUUGAGCUCUCAGAUUUAGAAGCCCGCAGACAAAGACGCCAACGCAGAUGGGAGGAUAUCUUUAAUCAGCAUGAGGAAGAAUUGAAACAAGUUGCAAAUGAGAAAGAAGAUGAGUCAUCAGACAAUGAUGAAGUAUUCCAUUCAAUUCAGGCUGAAGUCCAAAUAGAACCAUUGCAGCCAUACGUCCCAAAUCCUAAAGCCAGUGAUGUUCAAGAGAGAUCUGCUUCUAAGCCUGGCAGACAGGGCCAUGCACACCGUGUCACAUUCUCUCCUAGUGUUCCUCAGGAACCUCUUUUGGGACAAGCUCAGAAGCCCAGUGACAUCAGACAAAGGAGCUUACACAAUCCUCAAAAUUGUCCAGAAACAUCAGAAUCUUCUUCUGAGGAAGCGAGUCCUGUGGUUGGAAGGAGGUCUCAGUCAUCGCCUCCCUAUUCUACAAUCGAUCAGAAGCUUCUUGUUGAUGUUCAUGUUCCAGAUGGAUUUAAAGUAGGAAAAAUAUCACCCCCUGUUUACUUGACAAAUGAAUGGGUGGGUUAUAAUGCUCUCUCUGAAAUCUUCCGGAAUGAUUGGCUAACUCCUGCACCUGUAAGACGGUCACCUGAAGAAGAUGGAGAUUAUGUGGAACUCUAUGAUGCCUGUGCUUAUCCUGAUGGUGGUGAUAAUGAUUCUAAUGAUGUUUAUGAAGAUACUUAUGAUCAUCACAAUGGCAAUCAUGACCUCGACAACCAGGGUGAUCAAGCUAAUGCUGUUUAUGAAGCUCGUGGUGAUUACCACAAUACUGAAGCUAUUGAUGAUGAAGGAAACAAUCAUGAUGGUGUCCCUGGCUGGCCAAGGCGGAGGUAUGGCAGAGGUGGACGUAAGCAAGAAGGCAGAGAUGAAAAUGAUAGAGGAGAUGGAAACUUCAGAGGCUAUGAGUAUCGGAGAGCUUACGGAAAAAACGGGGCAAGUGCAGCCGGGGAAGGCAGUGAAGCUUUUGGAGACCAUGGAGCUAAUAUAGGCAAUGGGAGAAAAAGCAAGGAAGGUAAAGGUGGUAAGGUAGUCAGUGGAGCCAACGAGGAGAUUGAUACCCUUGAACUCAAUGGGGAAGAAAAUUACUCAGAUACAGAUGAUCCAGUACUGGCACAGGCAGCAUCCCAAGACUUUGGAGAUCAGCAGGAACCAGGUGGCAGAAGUGAGGCCUCAAAUGCUGUUACCUUGGGUGCUGCACUCUCAGCUUCUGAUGAUGAGAAUGACAUUAUAGACAUAUCAGAAGCCUCAACAGAAUCAGGAUUUUCUGCCAGCUACUCAUUUCCUUCCUAUGGUUCUGAGACUGCAAAUGCUGACUUUGCCAGUUCUAUCUUGUGUGCUGGAUUAGUGGAAGUACCUGAAAAAUCACCUGAGUUACCCUCUGAUGUCAAUGUUAACCCACUGUGUGCCUCUUCUGCAUGUGAAAAACCACUAAUCCACAUGUAUGAAAAGGAAUUUACUUCUGAGAUCUGCUGUGGUUCUUUGUGGGGAGUGAAUUUGCUGUUGGGGACCCGAUCUAAUCUCUAUCUUAUGGACAGAAGUGGAAAGGCAGACAUUAUUAAACUUAUAAAGCGAAGACCAUUUCGUCAGAUUCAAGUUGUGGAGCCACUCAAUUUGCUGAUUACCAUUUCUGGCCAUAAGAACAGACUUCGUGUGUACCACUUGAGCUGGCUGAGGAACAAGAUUUUGAAUAAUGAUCCAGAAAGUAAAAGAAGACAAGAAGAAAUGCUAAAGACCGAGGAAGCCUGUAAGGCUAUUGAUAAGUUGACAGGCUGUGAGCACUUCAGUGUCCUCCAACAUGAAGAAACAACUUACAUUGCAAUUGCUUUGAAAUCAUCAAUUCACCUUUAUGCAUGGGCACCAAAGUCCUUUGAUGAAAACACUGCUAUUAAAGUAUGCAUUGAUCAGUCAGCAGAUUCCGAAGGAGACUACAUGUCCUAUGAAGCCUAUAUACGAAUACUGGCAAAAAUACAGGCAGCUGAUCCAGCGAACCGGUUUAAGAGACCAGAUGAGCUCCUUCAUUUGUUGAAACUUAAGGUAUUUCCAACACUUGGUCAUAAACCAUUGACAGUUGACCUGGCUGUUGGUUCUGAGAAAAAACUAAAGAUUUUCUGCAGCUCAGCAGAUGGAUAUCAUGUCAUCGAUGCAGAAUCUGAGGUUAUGUCUGAUGUGACCCUGCCAAAUAAUAAUAUCAUCAUUUUACCUGACUCAUUGGGAAUUGGCAUGAUGCUCACCUUCAAUGCUGAAGCUCUUUCUGUGGAAGCAAAUGAACAACUCUUCAAGAAGAUACUUGAAGUAUGGAAAGAUAUACCAUCUUCAGUAGCUUAUGAAUGUACACAGCGAACCACAGGAUGGGGCCAAAAGGCCAUUGAAGUGCGCUCUUCGCAAUCAAGGGUUCUGGAAAAUGAACUAAAGCGCAGAGCAAUCAAGAAGCUGAGAUUUCUCUGUACCCGAGGUGACAAGCUGUUCUUUACUUCUACCCUGAACAAUCGCCACAGCCGGGUCUACUUUAUGACCAUUGGAAAACUUGAAGAGCUCCAGAGCAAUAAUGAAGUUUAAAAAGUUGUUGUGAUUUCUUAUAACAUUUAAAAAAUCAGAAUUAUGCAUUUUACACCUUAAGUUUUCUGAGAUUAAAUAAGCACUUGGUUUUAUGGUUAGGGAAAAAUUAAGUAAGAUACUUAACUUUUAAUUUAGUACAAAAUAGUUUUAAUGGAAAUGCAGCUUCAUAUAUAAUUGACUAUAGCAAGCUCUAUGUACUCCAAUGGUGUACAAUGUCUUUUGCACAAACUUUGUAACUUUUGUUACUGUGAAUUCAGUUUAACUAUUAUUCUUUGGACAGUUUGGACAGUAUCUCUAUUCAGACUUUACAACAUGGAGAAAAGAAACCUAUGAUGAGUUAGAUUCUAAGCAGCUUUCAAAAAAAUGGCCCUGAAGGACAUAUAUUAGAAAAAAUUAUAUACAUAACAGCAAACUAUAUGUGAAUUUGCAAAGGCAUGUAGCAAAACAGUUGUUAAAUGGUUAAUUAGUAUAAGAGACUGUGCUCCAAACCACACACAUUUUAAACAACUUGCCUUCCUGUAGAAAGGUAUAAUAGUGAAGGGGAAAACACCACCCAUUCCCUCAUAACUCCAUGAUAGUUAAGCCCACAGUUAGAAACCAGACGUCUUUUUUUUUUUUUUUUUCACCUCAUGUUAAGCUAGUUUCCUCCUGAUAAGAAAGGAAGAAAACCUUGGAUGCUUGAGAUGCCUAAUUUUCCUCAGAAUCCCAAAAUAUGUGCAAUAAGCUGUUUCUACAAGCCAUUAAACAAUACACUUUCAAGAACCUGAAUACAGGACUGAACUCCUAUACAUAUGUACUGUAAAAUGAGAUAUUUUAACAUUUUAAAGUAAGCAUCAGAUUCUACCCAACAGUUGACCCAAAGUUGACUGAUUUUUCAGGAUUUUUGUGUGGCCAUCAAAAAAGCACUAUUUUUUUUCAAUCUCAUACUGAAAUAUUUUUAAUAAUUCUCUCUAGUAGUUAAAUAAAAAAUUGGUUAUUAAUACUUGUGCUUUUCCAUGUUUCUACUUCUGUAAAAUCAAAAAUCAUUCUAAAAAAGGAACAAAUACACAUACAGGAACUUAGAGAAAAUGAAAAGACUUUUUUAAAUACAAAUUUAACCAAGUAUCUAAAUCUGCAAACUGAUGCUAAAUUGUGACAGACACCAUAUAUAAGUAGUGUUUGAUAACCUACUGUAACUUCUACCUGGUGAAAAACUAUUUCUGCAUGUCCAUCCUCAAGAUCAUGGUUAGUUCUGGGGCAAUAAAGAAGCAACAGAACUAACACAAAGUAUACCUCACUAAAAUUCCUCUAGUUCUGCUUCUAAAAUUUAGAGACAGUACUAGUGGGAUAAUAGUUUUCAAGCUACCUGGUUAACCAAAAUACAAAAGCAGCUGACUAUGUGUGAUUUCACGAUAGCACACUAUAUCUGGCUCCUUAUUGCCAGAAAUGGUGAUUUGGAUUUUCCUAACAACUUAUAUCAAGAGUACAGUAUCUCAAUAUUGAGAUUUUAGGAGAACCUGAAUCCAUUAAUAAAAAUAAACAAAUGUGAUUCACAUUUCUAUUACUGUGACACAAUAAUGUGAUCCUAAAACUGGCUUGAGUGUUUACAACUCAACUAACUUUUUUAAAUACAGUAGCUUAAAGAGAAGACAAAUUUCUAUGGCAAAUUAUUUCUUUAGAAGUAGUCUUCAUUAUUAUAAAUUUGUACACCAGAAAGGCUAUGGGGAACUUUGUGCAAAUACCUCAUUGCUGAGCAAAUGGAGCUUGCUAUGUUUGAAUUUCAGAUUGUUUUCUCAUUUAUGUAGCAUGUAGUACAAUUAUUGUAAGAAUUUAUUUUUCCUUCAUAAUAUUUACUCAAGCUUAAGGUUCAAAAGUAAGUUUUAUUUUAAAAUCGUAUUUGAAAGCAUUAAGACAGUAAACUAUUUUAGGAAGCCAGCUCCCAUUGUGUUCUGUGGUUGUUACUCUAGUAAAUAUAGAAGGUAGUGAACUGACUUUUUCAGAGGUGUCCCCAAGUAAUCAAGCAACAGAAAUUGCAAGUGUGUAAUUUUGCUUCACAGGAUAUCCUGUUAUACAAAUAAACAAACAACUGGGCAUGUAUUAAGAAGAGGAUCUGAAAUGUUAGGUAACCAAAUGCAAAGGACUGGAAAUACUUGAAGUGGUUUGCAAGUAAUGAGUAUUUCCAAUUUAGAUUAAAAUCAUUUGGAAUUUUGUAUCCUUUGCCAGAUGAAACAACAAAGUGAAUGGGAUAAUUAAACUUCAUAGUCAGUGCUCAGUAAUAGUAAACAGUAUUGACUGACACCUCACCUUAUUGAAGCAGCACAUGGAAGCCCCAGGAGGCAGACUCCUAACAAGUCAGUUUCUACAAUUUGAAACAUGAAAGGUAUGAAGGAUUGUGAGUAGCAUUGGGACAGAGUGGUUUUAUUUUAGUGUAUUUUAGUGUUUUCACACACACACAAGAAAACAUGGUUCCAAAAUAAAAGGCAGUAUCAAAAAUAAUGGAAAAAUCAAUAAAAAGAAGCUUAUUGAAAUAAGAUAAAAUUCUCAGGAAAAAAAUAAACAGUAAGAAGGAAUAAUCAUUUAACACAGUAAAGUAGACAAAGCAGAAAUAACAGAUGUGCACACAGAUACCAUUAGAAUGCAAAAGUUUUAAUAUUCUAGUGUUACCUGCAUCCAGAUAAAGUAAUCACUAAGUGGUUUCUCAUAGGACUUGCCUGAGAAAGUAUCAACAGAAUUAGGAAUAAUGUCAAGUAAAUUUUAUGGAAUCUUUUAAGUACUCUUCAAUUCUUCUUGAGACAUAUGCCUAUUCAAAUCAGUUUGCAUUCAAUCUGUGAUCUGCCUUUUUUAAAAUAUCACAAUAAUGUUUCAGACUGUUUAUUGUUUCAUCAGAAAGUCUUUAAUAAACCAUUGUUUGAUCUCUAGAAAUAAAAUUAUUAAAAUUA
Erinaceus europaeus (western European hedgehog) is the source of this 8147-nucleotide messenger RNA. It is a transcript of the gene NRK, whose product is annotated as Nik related kinase. The record is from RefSeq and is a predicted model, not a curated record. The transcript is spliced from 29 exons. Lineage: Eukaryota; Metazoa; Chordata; Mammalia; Eulipotyphla; Erinaceidae. Gene Ontology annotation, biological process: protein phosphorylation. Gene Ontology annotation, molecular function: protein kinase activity; ATP binding. The coding region runs from base 505 to 5229 and encodes 1574 amino acids.